UUCCCGCACCCUAUCACCAAUCGCCGCUCUCGGCGAUCCAUCGAGGCCUUUCGAGCCCAUCUGCGACUCAGCGCGACCGACGCGCGACCGACGCGCGACGUCGUCGACGCGUUUUCUUCGCCGCCGGACGCUGACGUGGAAAUUUCUCGCAAUUUCUCGAACGCUCGAGGACGACGCGCGUGAACCAUGAGUGGAAACGCGCUCGACGGCGUGCGGCGCGCGCACGAGGAAAAGUUCUUCAAGACGGAACAAGAGCACGAGGUGCGAAGGUACGUGGCCAAGCUGAAGGCGGAGGGACGGUACGACGCCGCCAUGACGGCGGCGAGCGAACGCGCGGCGAAGCGAACAGUCGGCGCGAGUGCGUUACCGCAGAUCAUGGCGCAUUCGUUACGGCUGAACGGUGUCGAGGAAGCGAAACACGUGAAACGCGUGAUAGAUCGUGAGUUCAUGACGAAGCACCACUUGGUGACGAAUUUGCGAUACACGGACGGGUUUCUGCUCGGCGGACGCGUGACGCUCGGGAAGAAUAAGUGGGUAGCGGGCACGACGGGGAGUGGCGUCGAGGGAGCGACUAUAUUCAGCGUACACAAAGCGACGACUCUCAUGUCGGAGGUUCCUAAGCAAGCGCUGGACGGGGUGGAAUCGCGCGCGGCGAGGUACAUGGUUGAUAACUCAUUCGUGGAAGUCGCGGGCAAGCGAGUCAAGUUGAUGCCGGAUCCGACGCCGGGACGCGCCAUGGCGUGGGGGGGGACGUUGGCCGUUUGGGGUACCUUGGGCUUAACAUUGACGGCGUGCAAAACGCUCGGCAUUCACUCUAUCGGCGACGUGACGACGGUGAUGAAGCGCGUCUUCACGCCGUACGCGAAUUCGAUUCGAGAAUCGAUGGCGCCGCUCAAGUCCCGUUUCUCGAUGAGCAGCGCGGACGACUCGCCAAAAUUCAAGGAUUCAAAUUUCGCGCACGAUAUCCGACGCAUGUUCGCGUGACAAAGUUGUUAAUCUACCGUCUGAAGAUCUUAAAAUCAAA
Molecule: messenger RNA, 1024 nt
Organism: Ostreococcus lucimarinus CCE9901
Lineage: Eukaryota; Viridiplantae; Chlorophyta; Mamiellophyceae; Mamiellales; Bathycoccaceae
Exons: 1
Coding region: 187-984 (265 amino acids)
Source: RefSeq, a predicted model, not a curated record